CUGCGGGACGCACUGUAUCGUAACCCAUCAGAGAAGAAGAACACGAGGAUGAAGAAGAAAUUAAUGCGAGAAAUUGACUGGCGAUACGAUAAAAUCGUAAAAAUACGUGUUCCUUUUUUUGACGCGGGCAAAAGCCGUAGCGGUCACGUAGACGGUCGUCCUCCUCCUCUACUCUCACUACCUUUUCUCCGUCGGCGUCCGCCCACCUCCCUCAGUGAACACGUGUCUGAACCGGUAAUUGCCGGUAUCCGGUUUUCCAACCGCUUUAUCGGCUUUGUCCUUUUUUUUGAAAGGACAUUUACAGCUUCCCCCGGUGAACACGUGUAUGCACCGCCGCAUACCGGUUACCGGUAUUAAAAGAAGGAAGUUGCUUAGUUUCUGCGGGGUCCACCUCCACCUGCACCUCCACCUCCCACCACCACCUCCCGCUUGCCGUCCUUUUUCUGGCUUAACACUUGAUUAAUUUAUUGUAAAAAGAAUUAGUGGCAUAUGGGGUGUGGGCGUUGUAUAUAUAUAGAGAGAGAUACAGUGGGGUAAAGAUUAUUUAAAUUUUUGUUAUAAAAAAAGAGCGAGGAUUAAGAGAGAGAGAGAGAGGGAGAGGGGGAAGGGGACCUCUGAAGAUUUAGCUCUCAAAGCCAAUGCCAAAGCUCGCUUUGAUUUGCAGAGAGAAUCCAAAGGACGAUUAAGAACGCGAAGAACAGAAACAGAGAGAGAAAGAGAGUUUAGAUUUUGAAAAUUCCAAUCAAGUCCUUUCUCUUCUUAUCCAAUCCGUGCUUGGAUUUCUCGAUUUUGAUUAUUGUUUUGUAAAUGCAACGGAAGGAUUGGGGCUGUUGAGUUUGAUUUUAUUGCUUCAACUGGCCAAAUUACAGAGACAUGUUGGAGGGUCGGUCCUGUCUGGUACCAAGAUUGUUUGGUAGCUCCUGCCAGCCAGAAUCCCAGUGGCCUUUCAUGCCUUACCGGUCUAGCAGCAAGCACCCACUAGACGGCUCUGAGGACGAUUAUCGACCACUCAAGUACCCCAGGGUAUCAGAUUAUCGCGAGACUACAGGUGAGCAAUCUGAUGAUGAUCGAGCGAGGCAGUCUUCAGAUUCCGAUCCCCUUAUUGAUGCCAUUGGCCGUGACAUGUCAAUCAAUUGUCUCAUUCGCUGCUCUAGGUCCGAUUAUGGGUCUAUAGCUUCUCUUAAUAAAAGUUUCCGGUCUUUAAUUAGGAGCGGUGAGAUAUAUAAACUCAGGCGGCAGCGCGGUGUUAUUGAACAUUGGGUGUAUUUCUCUUGCCACUUGCUCGAGUGGGAGGCCUUUGAUCCCAUUCGUCGCAGGUGGAUGCAUUUGCCUAGGAUGCCUUCCAACGACUGUUUCAUGUGUUCGGAUAAGGAAUCCUUGGCUGUGGGCACAGAGCUUCUUGUAUUUGGUAAGGAGGUUAUGUCCCAUGUUAUAUAUAGGUAUAGUAUUUUAACUAAUUCUUGGUCUUCUGGGAUGACUAUGAAUGCUCCCAGAUGCUUAUUUGGGUCUGCCAGUCGUGGGGAGAUAGCAAUUUUAGCUGGUGGUUGUGACUCUCAGGGAGGCAUCCUGAGCUCUGCAGAAAUGUAUAAUUCUGAGAAUCAAAGAUGGGAGACACUGCCGAGCAUGAAUAAACCAAGGAAGAUGUGUUCAGCAGUGUUUAUGGAUGGAAAGUUCUAUGUUAUUGGGGGAAUUGGGGGAAGUGAUAUGAAGCUCCUGACAUGUGGAGAGGAGUAUGAUUUAGAAACAAAGAAGUGGACUGAAAUUCCUAAUAUGUCUCCUGGACGGAGUGGUGCUGCGAGAGGGGUUGAAAUGCCUGCAGCUGCUGAGGCUCCACCUUUGGUGGCUGUAGUAAAUAAUGAACUGUAUGCUGCUGUUGACAUGGAGGUCAGGAAGUAUGACAAGGAGAAAAAAUCGUGGCUUAUGGUGGGUGCAUUGCCUGAGCGUGCAGUCUCAAUGAAUGGUUGGGGCCUUGCAUUUAGGGCAUGCGGAGAUCGUCUCAUUGUCAUUGGUGGGCCUAGGACUCACGGUGAAGGUUUUAUAGAGCUCAAUUCGUGGGUUCCAAGUGAAGGUUCUCCACAAUGGAACAUGCUUGCCCAGAAGCACUCAGUUAACUUUGUGUAUAAUUGUGCUGUGAUGGGAUGUUAAGGAGUUGGUUCAUGAGGGCAUCAUGUGGGCUAUAAUGGUUCCUCAUGCUAAUGGGAUGUGCAAGAUUUGUUUGCCUCCAACACAGUUGUCUUGCUAAUGGUAAUUCCCCCCUUAUUUCUUUUUUCAUAUGUUUUCCCUUUUGUUGGGGGGUUGGGUGGGUGGGGAAGAAGUUCAGAUUUUACUCAAGAUUCAAAUAGAAUGCUUUCUUCGAAGUCAGUCUUGAGUUUUCCUUUUUUUUUUUUUCAAAACUUUGUUUACAUUUUCUUUCAUUGGAUUUGCGUCUUCCCCAUUUUUAGUGACAUGAGAAAAUUUAAUGGUUGAUGUCAUGUAGCAGAGAAAUAGGUUUAAUAAUGUGAAGUACCAACACAUUUGGUAGGUGAUCAUUAGUGUUUGCUGAAGCAAUUUCUUUUUCCUCUUUCUAAAGAACACAGAGCUAGUUAUAUGGGUUUAAUGAUCCUUAAUUUUCUUGGCAUUACCUUCAAGGGAGGAAAUAAAUGCUGAGAGGCUGUCAUCCUGGAUGUUAUCUUAUGUACUGAUUACAUUUAUAUGAGAUUCACUUUUG
Messenger RNA from Manihot esculenta (cassava), 2707 nucleotides. Its product is annotated as F-box/kelch-repeat protein SKIP11. The transcript has 2 exons. The record is from RefSeq and is a predicted model, not a curated record. NCBI's taxonomy places the organism in Eukaryota, Viridiplantae, Streptophyta, Magnoliopsida, Malpighiales, Euphorbiaceae. Gene Ontology annotation, molecular function: protein binding. Gene Ontology annotation, cellular component: nucleus. The coding region runs from base 874 to 2145 and encodes 423 amino acids.